Molecule: messenger RNA, 2328 nt
Organism: Condylostylus longicornis
Lineage: Eukaryota; Metazoa; Arthropoda; Insecta; Diptera; Dolichopodidae
Exons: 2
Coding region: 139-1767 (542 amino acids)
Biological process (GO): proteolysis
Molecular function (GO): metalloendopeptidase activity
Source: RefSeq, a predicted model, not a curated record
AACAUAUAUUUUAAAAAUUUAUAUAAAUUUUAUUUAAUAACAUCAUUAAUUUUAUUAAAAUUAUUUAUUAAAAAUAUUCAUUGUCAAUGGAGUGAAGUUAAUCUUUUACCAAAAACUUAUGAACGUUACUUAAAUGAAAUGGAAAUUACAAUAAAUCCAACUGUUCAUCCAUGUGCUGAUUUUUAUGAAUUUUGUUGUGGUAAUUAUAGUGAAACUACAAAUGUUUCACCAUUUUUAUAUAAUUUAGAAGAUAAAUAUGAAACAUUUGUUAGUAAUCGUUAUGACUUUAAUACUGAAUUUGGUAUUAAAGCAAAAUUAUAUUAUGAAUCAAUGGAAAAUAAUUUUAAUGUAAAUGAUUCAUAUUUUAAAUCAACAAUUGAAGAUGGUGAUGAUAUACGAAAGAAACCAUUUCAAAAUUUUGAAAAUUUAUUUAUAGAAUAUGAACCAUUAUCAAAUUUAAUUGGUAUAUGGCCAUAUAAAUUAAAUGAUUGGGAUGAUAAAUUAUUUAAUUGGAUGAAAUUUACAUCAGAUUUAUGUUCAAUUGGUAUUAUAACAUUCUUUCAAUGUGUUUAUGCAAAAAAUGCUUUAUUAAUUGAACCAAUAACUACGCAAAUAAUUCAAAGAAAAAAAGUAAAACGUUUUAUGGAAAAAUUUGGUGCAUCAUCAAAAUAUGCUAAUACUGCAAGUUAUGAAUUAUAUAAUUUUUCUGUUAAGCUAUCAAAUAUUAAUGCAACAGAUGAAACAAUCACUGAAAUAUCAAAUACUAAUUGGAAAAUUGAAUUUAUAGAUGAAACAUAUGAAUUUUUAAAUUUAAGUGCAAGUGGACAUAAAAUUGUAACACAUUUUUCUUUAAGCCCACAAUUGGAUCAAAUAAUGGAAUUAGUGAAUAGUUAUGAUAAGAGAAUUAUUGCAAAUUUUUUAGUAUGGAAAUUAAUUCAGCAUAUAAAUGAAGAUGAAACAUACUCAUCAUUUUUAAACUAUUUCGAAUCAGCGAUACAUUUUGAAUAUAUCACGAAAUUAAUACGAGAAGAAGCACUAGAAUCAGCAAUGAAUAGAUUUUUAUCUGUAACAAGACGAUUUCAAAAAGUUCAUAACAAUAAUAUCGAAAAAAAAAUUUAUAAAUAUAUAAGUAAUAAAAUGAAAGAAGAAAUUAUUAAUGAAGAAUAUGAAUUAUUAGAAAUCGAUCCAAAAAGUUAUUUCACUAAUAUGUUUAAUGUGAAGAAAAACUAUAACAGAAAUAUUAUAUUGGGAAAAAUUAUAGAUCUUGAAGAGCAACCAAAUCAUCCAGUAUUUUAUUUUAGACUUUUUAUUAAUUUCGUAAUUUUAGUUGAACAACGUCCAAUAUUACAUUAUUUUAUAACAACUUCAUAUGAUUUAUGGUUAAAUGAACGUCAAGAUGCUAUAAAAAAUGAAUUUAUUACAGCUAAAACUGUAAUGGAAAAAGAAAUGGAACAAGAUAAUGGAAAAUCAGCAAUGACCGUUAAUAUCAAUGAUAAAGAUUUAAAUCAUUUGUUACCAAUAUACGAGGCAAUUGAAGCUUUUAAACAAGCUUAUGAAGAUUAUCAAAUGUGGUAUAAAAGUGAAGUUUUCCAUUUUAUGGAAAUUUAUUUUUUACAAUUUUAUGGUAUAGCACCAGAUAAUAUUUUAUAUAUUACAUAUGCUCAAUUAUAUUGUGGACGUGGUGGACCAUAUAAAUCAAAAAUUAAUACUAUGUUUAAAGCAAUGGAUCAUUUUAUUAAAGAAUUUCAUUGCUUUCAAAAUUUAUGAAAAUUAAAACUUUUAAGGAAAAAGUUAAAAUAAUAGGUCCUUUAACAAGACCGAAUUAUAUUUAACAUUAGUUAAUUUAUUAAAAAACAAUAAGCUCUUUCUUAUUAACUGGUUUUUUUACAAAAAUUAUAAUUUAAUUUUUUAUCAUAUUUACACUUUGACGUUGUCAAAAAAUAAUUCAGUUAUUUUUUAAUUUAGUUAUUUUUUUAAUUAGCCUCGAGAUUUAGUAUUUAAUAAAAUUAAAAUGAGUUAUUUUUUAUUUUAAUAUGUUUUGACGGAAUCUUCAACCUAAUAUUAAGACAAUAAAUAAUUUUGAAAAACAAACCUACGAAACUACCUGUAAAUAAUAAUGUUAUCUACGAUUUUACGCUAACAAAAUUUUAAUAUUAUACAUUUAACUAAAUCGACGACAUCUACUGGUAUGUAGAUUGACAGAAUAAAACUACAACUUUCAGAGAUUAUUAUUUAAGCUCUUUGACUUAAAAAUGAUUUUAACUCUAAUUUUAAGCCAUAAUAAUAUUAUAAUAGUCAUAAGAUAUUGUUGAAACCAAAACCAAGCUA